UUGAUUAUAUUUUAUUCUUUUUCUUAAUAAAUAACUAAUUUUCUAUCAAUGUAAAUUGAUGUGAUACGCACAUAAAAAUAAAACAAUCAACUUUUACACAACUUAUACACUUCUAUAUAGUACCGUUAGAAGGAUCAAAAAUGGUCGUUCUAUCGUGGAACAACACGUCACCACUAGGUGAUACAUCUAAUACGAUAAGAUUGAUAUAAGAGGUCGAUAAACUACGAGAAAAAUUAAUUUACUAAAUUUCAGUUAACACUGUGGAGACUUACUAUAGUUACUUUUGCAUCUAAAUGCAGAGAUUGUAUUCUAACCUACCUUAAUUAAGAUUAACAAUAAACAUUAAGUAUGUUUAACGCUUAUUAAGACAGUGAAACAACUUAACACUUAUUUUUAUUAAAGUCAUAACAGUAACCGCGAGAUUUGUUUUAAAAGUAUCAUCCAAUACUUUAUGUAUCAUAAUAGCUGAUGUAGAUAUGAAGAAUUUUAAACAGGGUUUUUAUAUUUGCCUACCAACAUAUUCCAUGCUUUUUUUACAAAGUCAGAAUUGAAGAAAGAAGACUGAUAUUGUUACUAUAGAAUAAUUAAUUGUAGUACACAAUAUUAUAUUUGUAUGAAUAAAAACAUGGAACCUAACGAAAGGAAUCAAAUGUCGAAUGGAGAUGCUACUAGCAAUAGAGAUGUUGAUUGGUCUAGAUAUGGUUUGCAUAAUACAGAAACUCAAAGAAAUAAUGAAACUAGAAGAUCUAAUGGAGAAUAUGAAGGUCUUGGCCCAGAAAUGUAUCAAACAGGAGCAAAUGAGUUAUUUGCCCAAGAAUAUAGCUCUGAUCCUUGGUGGAAAUCAAAUUUCUUCAUUUCUCAACCUGUAUUAUUUGGAACCUGGGACGGUGUAUUUACGUCUUGCCUUAUAAAUAUUUUUGGAGUUAUUGUGUUUUUAAGAUCUGGUUGGAUAGUAGGACAAGCUGGCGUUCUUAAUGCGAUUCUAAUUAUAGUGUGUACAGUAUGCAUUGUAUUAGUAACAGUACUGUCAGCAGUGGGAAUAUGUGAACGGUGUAGAGUAGAAAGUGGAGGAGUUUAUUUUUUGUUAUCACACGUGUUAGGAUCAAGAUUUGGCGGAUCAAUUGGAUUAUUAUAUUGUUUCGGGCAGGCAGUAGGUUGCGCACUGAAUGUAUUAGGUUUUGGAGAAUCUAUGGCUGGUUUAGUAGGCUUAGAAUCUGCUUGGGCAGAACGUGGUUUUGCUUGUGCAGCUGUUAUCUUGUUAUCUGUUAUCAAUGUUGCCGGUGUCAAAUGGGUUAUAAAGCUCCAAUUCAUUCUCUUGUUAAUUUUACUUCUUGCUGGAGUAGACUUUGUAGUAGGAAGUUUUACUCAUGUGGAUGUUGAGGCCGGCUUUGAGGGUUGGUUAUCUGGAAAUCUAAGAAACAAUACCUUUCCCAAUUAUCAAAAUGGAUAUAGUUGGUUUACAGUAUUUGGUGUAUUCUUUCCUACAGUAACUGGCGUUUUAGCUGGUAUUAAUAUGAGUGGAGAUUUAAGACAUCCAUCCACUGAUAUUCCUAAUGGUACCUUAGCAGCAGUUGGAACUGGAACCUUCCUGUAUCUAUGUUUUACAAUGUUUCUUGCGGCAACAUGUACUCGCAACGCGCUUUUGACAAACUUUAUGAUUGCAUCAACGGUCUCAGCGAUUUCAGUAUUGUUGUUAGCGGGACUUUACGUAUCAUCAUUUAGUAGUUGCUUGGGUGCUAUGUACGGUACACCUCGUGUACUUCAAUCCAUUGCUAGUCAAAAUGUUAUACCAGGAAUGAGUUGUUUGCAAAGAGGGAGAGGACCGAAUAAAGUACCCGUGUAUGCGAUGUUAGUGGUUGCCAUUGUUACAUUGACAUUCAUUAUUACUGGGCAGAUUAACACGCUUGCUCCAAUUGUUACAAUGCCUUUUCUUUUGACUUAUGCAUGCUUGGAUUACGCGUAUUUCGCACUCGCCCAGACAUUCGAUAUACAAUUGACUCGAGAACAGAGAUUUCGAACGCAAUCCCCAACAUUUGAUCGCAACUACGGCCUGACAAAUAGGAAUAAUUCAUUACCUGAAACGGACAAUGAUUUGGACAAUUUAUUCCCUGAAAGAAUAAGGCAUAAAAACCUUGCUAGAAAUCCUAGCCUUUCAGAGAAUAACAUUUAUAUAGACUCUUCGCCAAGUAUUGAUGAAAAUGCCAGCCCUACGGAUAAUACUGAACGAAAAAUUCAUAUCCAUAAUAAAUUGGGGAAUUGGUACAGUCCUCUAUGUAACAGAUGGCUUUCACUACUAGGUUGCCUUAUAAAGCUACUUAUAAUGUUUCUCGUUCAUUGGGGCUAUGCCAUUGCGAAUAUAGUCGUGGUUUUCCUAGUAUGGAGUUACGUUGGCCAUGCUAACCCUGCUGUUAAACCAGGAGUGUCAUCAGAAUUUAAGUUUUUUAAUUGGUUGAAGAUGUCAUUAUUGAGACUUAUGGGGAGGAAAGUUUAUGACUAUGAACAAAUCGUUGUUACACCAGUCCAUCCAGGAGUCGAAACCUGUUCAGCUCAACUGAAUGAGGAAAACGAAGAUUUCGCUGGUAGACGAAGAUAUCAUCAGACAGCUACAGUUACAGGGCAAUACGUGAAUAUUGACUAAAAAUGGAAGACUUAUAGGGGACAAAGAGUGUUGAGAAUUUUCAACGCUAUCAUCCGCACAAAACUAGUCUUAACUGAAAUCAUUUUAUAUCUUAGGCACAAGGAACUUUUUAUACAGUGCAAUUUGAUAGCCUUAACGAUACUAACAAUCCGUGUCGAAGAUCAAGCCCUAUAUAACUUUCUAACAAUUUAUUCUACGUGGAUUAGACGAAGUCGAAGCAAUAUGCUGCCAAAAGCAUUUCUAAAAUGAAGGGUCCAUUCAUUCUCAAUUGAAAUUAUUUUACUAAUUCUAUCAUAUAAUGUGAGAUUAUGUAUUCUUUUAUAGCCUUAAUUAUUUGUAGUUAGGAUUCGUAAUACCGUGAUUAACAAGUAAAUCUUUUGGAAAAGAAAUUUUGAAUACGAUUAUAUUGCGAUAUCAUAAUAUUUAUAAUAAAUACUCUGUACAUAUGUAGUGAUAAUAUA
Messenger RNA from Nomia melanderi (Alkali bee), 3099 nucleotides. The record is from RefSeq and is a predicted model, not a curated record. NCBI's taxonomy places the organism in Eukaryota, Metazoa, Arthropoda, Insecta, Hymenoptera, Halictidae.